CAACAACAACAACAACAAAAAGCAAAACAUUUUACAUCCGUCAAGAAAGUUACGUGAAGUUGCGAAGUGCACUGCCAGGGCCAUUUUCUGACCGGGGUGCCGCUUUGGUUUUUCGCACGCAGCCCUUAAUAGCACGAUUAUAAUCCACCGGACUGAUUGCCGCUAGUAUCGAACAGUCGAACGGAAGACACAAGACAAACAGAAACACAGCGAAACAUGUCCUCGUUUGAUUUGAAAAACGAGACCGAGGUGAAGGAGUACAUCGACAAGCUGGGUGUCGAGUACCGGUUCGGUUGUUACUCGGAGAAGAAACCGGAAGUGUGCCAUCUGCUCGGCGACUAUCUUGAGGGCAUCCGCAAAGACUUUGAAAAGGCGGCCAAAGUGUACCGAUCGAACUGUGAUGAUUACAACUACGGCAAGAGCUGCCUCAAGUACGGCAACUACACGUUCCUGGGCAAGGGCCGCACGUCCGAGAAGGGCGAUCCGGCCAAAGCGUACGCCUACUACGAGAAGGGCUGCGCGCUGAACGAUCCGGACGCGUGCCUGCACAGCGGCCUGCUGCUCGUGUCCAAGCUGAUGCCGAAGGAGAUCACGCGCGACGUGCCGAAGGGCUUCGAGCUGCUGAAGAAGAGCUGCGAGAUGAACAACGCGGGCGCCUGCUUCUACCUCUCCGGCAUGUACAUUUCCGGCGUGCUGAAGGAGGAGUACCAGCAGCAGCAGCAGCAGCAGCAGCAGCAACAAGCGGCGGCGGUGAAAAAGGUGGACCCAGCGGCCGCCCCGGAACAGCGCCCGCCCGGUGCGUACGUCGUCGAGCGCAACAUGGAGAAAGCAUUCGAGUUCGCGUACAAAGCGUGCGAGCUGCGCAACAUGUACGCCUGUGCCAACCUGAGCCAGAUGUACGCGAAGGGCGACGGCACGGCGCGCGACGAGAAGAAGGCGGAAAAGUACAAAAAGCUGGCGCUCGAGAUGCAGGACGAGGUGAAGAAGCAGCAACAGCUCACAUUCCAGCAGGGUCUCAACCCGACGUAAAGUGACCAUCGCCGGGGGAAAGGAUGGAGGCUGUUUGCGACACCCUGGGAGGAAACAAUCGACUUGGAAUGGGAGAUGAGUUUUUGGAAAAUUGAUUAGAAAAGUUAAUUUGCUGUUAACGGAAGCGUAAUCUUGAGCCCUGGCGGGGGAUCGUGCGCUCGCGUGUCUGUUUUGUGUACUUGAGACUAAAUAGCAACCCCUGUAGCAGAGUUGCUCCCGUGUUUUUUAGUGUUUUUAGUUAGCGUUUCAGUUAUGCAUGUGAAAAAGCGCGUUUUGUACAGAAGAAGAACAUGAAAGGAAGGGGAAAAGGUGGACAGAUUCGUUCCGGCGGGAAAAUGAGACUCGCAAUUUGUUGGAUCAUCGACACUGGCGAAUAAAUGUUGUCCUGCUUA
Anopheles merus is the source of this 1421-nucleotide messenger RNA. It is a transcript of the gene Coa7, whose product is annotated as cytochrome c oxidase assembly factor 7 homolog. NCBI's taxonomy places the organism in Eukaryota, Metazoa, Arthropoda, Insecta, Diptera, Culicidae. Bases 217 to 1029 code for a protein of 270 amino acids. The record is from RefSeq and is a predicted model, not a curated record. Gene Ontology annotation, cellular component: mitochondrial intermembrane space. Gene Ontology annotation, molecular function: protein binding. The transcript has 2 exons.